This is a messenger RNA of Ectocarpus siliculosus, 1647 nucleotides long. Lineage: Eukaryota; Phaeophyceae; Ectocarpales; Ectocarpaceae. The record is from the annotation of a GenBank genome assembly.
AUGUCGACCGAUAUCAUUGACCUGGCUCAGUAUGGUAACGUGAGGGGUCGUGACGUGUUCUCUCGCAAUCUUUUUCAGUCCGUGAAGGGUGACGGGUUGACAGCAGCCUCACUGACCCAGAGCUUUUACGGCAUCCCGUCGGCCAGCGACACCGAAUCCUCUCUCGCAACGGUAAAGGUGAGCGAGGGUGUCGCCGACGACACCAUCGGAACAUACACCGUUUGUGUGAACGACGGGACGGCCCUUACCGACAUCCUCGAAUUGAGCAAUGCUUCCUCCAAAAUUACGUCUUCCGCCAUCACUCUCGACACUCCCCUCGUACAAACCGACGGCACAAUCGAGGCCCCCAAAGUUGUGCAGCAUGCCGACGCCAAAAGCGCAGAAGUUGAGAUUGUAGGUGGAGACGGCGCGACGCCUUUGAUCAACUUUAACAUCGGCGACACGGCUGCUGGUGUACCUACGGUAUUGUCCGUGUCCGAGACUAGCGCGGACGUGACCGGAGUUUUGAACGUCAAUGGAACGGAUAUCCUGCAAACCAUCACCAACGGAAACGCAUGGGAAAUCGACGGGACGACCGUCCAAUUGAAAUCCGAAUAUCCCCUUGUCAAUGUCAACGCUCUCAACGCCUACACGACUUCCGUGGCCCUGGACGUGAACGGAUCCAUCGUCAACCGAGGAAACGACUUCUUCAUGUACGACUCGACGGGGCUCGCAAACCUCAGCACCGUGUCUUUCGACAACGCAUCAAACUCCUUGGCCCUCCGAACAUCUCUGGCGGACCAGGGUGGUGUCUCGGACUCCAUGGUGUUUCAGACGACAAGUGGUGUCAACAACACCUACCUCGACCGUCUCAAGUUCGAGGGUGGCCUCGGAGACCAGAGCGCAACCUUCAGCAACGUCAACGUUGGCAUCGGUGCAGCUCCUUCUGGGACGCACCGCUUCGAGGUCUCGGGAACGUCUCUCUUGACCGGUGAUGCCACCGUGGUGGGCAACGUCGACGUUUCCGGAAACGAUUUGGUGAACGUGUCGGACAUCACCUCGAGCAACGCUCUGGCCGAGCAGGCCACCAUCGCUCUCACGUCAAGCGCGACUGACCCACAGAUCGACUUUGUCCUCGGAGACCUGGCCGGAACACCGACGACGGCCAUGACGAUCACGGAGUCCGCCGCUACCGUCAACGUCGCGACGACCGUGACGGACAACCUGACGGUCACCGGAGACUUCACCGUCAACGGAACCACGACCACCGUCAAUACCACCGAGGUACGCGUCGAGGACAAGGAGAUCGACCUCGCCUACAACGCCACGACGCACACCGAGCUCGACCAGGGUGGCUUUACGCUCGGUACAGACGUCACCGGCAUCGUCGUGCCGUCGGUGCUGUACAACCUGGCAGACACUCGCUGGGACUCUUCCAUCACGAUGAAUGUGCCAUCGACGAACAAGUUCACCGUAGGUGGGAACGUCACCGAACUGAGCUCAACCGGUCUCGAUGUCAACAGCGAUGACGGUGUCAUCCACCUUGGCGCCACGAAGCAGUGGCGAAUCCGGAUGGAAAACGACGGCACGAACGACCACCUGUACUUUGAGCACGACGAUGAUGGAACUCAGACCACAUGGCAGACAAAGAUGGAUAUCAUGCAGUAG